Molecule: messenger RNA, 1122 nt
Organism: Kalmanozyma brasiliensis GHG001
Lineage: Eukaryota; Fungi; Basidiomycota; Ustilaginomycetes; Ustilaginales
Product: Protein phosphatase 2C (PP2C)-like domain protein
Exons: 6
Coding region: 1-1122 (373 amino acids)
Biological process (GO): protein dephosphorylation
Molecular function (GO): protein serine/threonine phosphatase activity; cation binding
Source: RefSeq, a predicted model, not a curated record
AUGGCUGCUCGCGAGAAAAGAUCAGCUGAUGCUGAGUCCGUCCCGGUCACCGUUGCGGAUGGCAUCCACACUCAUGGCGUCUUGAACCAACAUCCAAAACUGUCUUCGACGAGCGGAACUGAUUCGUCCGCCAAGAGCGCCAGCAAUGGAUCGAGCUCCGACCUCGCCUUCCGAGUUGGCAUCUCGGAAGAUUCGAAUAAGAAAUGGCGACGAGCGAUGGAAGACGCACACGCUUUCAUCUACGAUUUUGGUGAUGUUCACGGGCAAGGCUUCUUCGGCAUCUUUGACGGGCACGCAGGCAAAGACGCUGCCGAAUGGUGCGGCCAAAACUUCCAUCAGUACCUUCUCAAGACGCUCGAUAAGAAUGAAGGCAAACCCGUCCCAGACAUUCUCAACAUCACAUUUCACAGUGUCGACAGGGAGCUUGCGAACCUCGCAAGUCAGAAAGGCUCCUCCAGCGGGUGCACCGCAGCGGUAGCAUUCCUGCGACUGGAGGACGAUUCGGGGCAAGCCCUGAAGCCCGGCGAGGAGGACAGGGAAGGAUCGACUAAGGACGCAGACGGAGUAGCGACAGCUGGAGAGCAAUCAACCGAGCGCGGCUCUGGCGAUGGCAUCUGGGGCAAGCUAUCAAAACGCUUCGACUCGUCUGACUCCAAGAGCAAGGGCAAGCAGUCGUCAUCCCCCAGAAGGGUCCUUUACACAGCCAACGUCGGAGAUGCAAGAGCGGUGCUUUGUCGCGGAGGCAAGGCCGUGCGACUCACGUACGACCACAAAGGCUCCGAUGCACAGGAGGCGAAGCGAAUCACGGACGCUGGCGGCUUCGUCAUGAACGCCCGAGUUAACGGCGUGCUUGCAGUCACACGAUCGCUCGGCGACUCGGCGAUGAAGGAAUUUGUGGUCGGCUCGCCAUACACCACCGAGACUGUACUCAGCAGCGAAGACAGCUUCCUCAUCAUCGCCUGCGACGGACUCUGGGACGUGAUCGAGGACCAAGAAGCCGUCAAUCUGAUCCGCGACGAGCAAGACCCACAAGCUGCCUCGCAGAAACUACUGGAGCACGCGCUCAACGAGUUCAGCACGGACAACACUUCUGUCAUGGUAGUCCGCUUCUCAUCAUCGUGA